UUAAUUUUCUUAGCCGUUGGAAAAUAGGUUUUGCCCAAAAGAAGGAAACACGUAUAAAACUUUUGCGACUCGGCGGUGUGUUGUCGCCGGCUGCCAUUGAAGAACAUACCUUCUUCACCACUCUGCUGCUCAAUCGGUCAUUUUUUGGAUAGAGGAUGCAAGAAAAGGUAUCUGAGGAAGAGAUGGUGACACCAGGAGAAGUACUGGGGAAAGGAAGCGAAGUGAAAGCAGGGAAGGGAGCAUAUUUGUCACAUCAUAAUAACACCGUCUACGCCUCCCUCACCGGCCGCCCUUCCCUCUCCGCUGCGUCACCUGAAUCUCCAGACCAGAGGCCAACUGUGGAAGUGAUUGGACACAAAGCCCAUGGUCCUGUUCCUGAGCCAGGUUGUGUUGUCAUCGCUCGAGUAACUAAGGUGAGUGCUAGGAUGGCUUCAGCAGAUAUUAUGUGUGUUAGCUCCAAAUCUGUACGAGAAAAAUUCUCUGGAAUCAUCAGACAACAAGAUGUGAGAGCAACCGAGAUUGACAAAGUAGACAUGCAUUUAUCCUUCCGCCCUGGUGACAUUGUCAAAGCUUUGGUUCUUUCUCUAGGGGAUGCACGUGCAUAUUAUCUUUCAACUGCACAAAAUGAAUUGGGAGUUGUAUCUGCAGAAAGUAUGGCAGGUGGCACAAUGGUUCCGAUUAGUUGGACUGAGAUGCAGUGCCCGUUGACUGGUCAAAUUGAGCAGAGGAAGCUCCGCUCUUCACUACUUCACGCAGCGCCACCCAAAGCAACUCUACUUCCGUCGCCACAAAGUUCGCAAACCCAAUUUCAAUAUAACACAGAUUCCUAUCUGUGUCUACGUUUGCUUUCCUCACAAUCAAUGGAUCAACAAUCAAAAAACGUUGAACAAAUUGCCAUGUUACCCAUGGCUGAUAAAUCAUGCUCAGAGUCUUCAACUCCAAUCAAGAAACUCCAUAUACAAUCAAUCAAACAUCUUGAUGCAAGCUUCAUGUCUCCAACACCAGAGAAGACAAAUGAGACUCUGAACAUUAGGUCCAAAAAGGAACCUGCUAAACUCCCAGAUAAAUAUCAAAUCCUUUCAGGCCUCUUUAAUCGUAUGACUACUUCACUGAGGCUCCUCAAUCUGCAAAAAAAAUCACCUACUUUCAGUAAUAUAUGUCAUCAAGUUGAAAAACUCACAGGAAGGAAAUUCUCGUAUACUCAUCUUGCACAGAUGAAGUUUGUUCUCCCUGAAGCCAUUCAGACUGAUAAGAUACUUUUACACAAUAACAAGACUUUGACUAUGGAGCCAGACAUUAAAGUCACAUUGCUUUUUGAUAUUGUAGAAGGUCAUAUUGAACAUUCACCUUACAUUGCUCUAUGCCAUACAUUUUUCUCUAGGCUCUUAAAGUUUGUCAAUACACAUUCAGAGGGUUGUGACGUACCCGAAGCUGAACUUCCAGAACCAUUUAACCAAAAAGAGAUCAGAUCAAAGUCUUUAAAUGUGGAUUUAUCAGUGGAAAAAGAAAAACUACCAAAUGUUGAAGAAUCUGAGCUACUUAAUCCUUCUCAUUUGGAGCCUUUUUUCAGUAGACAUUUUACAAAAAAAGACAAUGAAGAUACCACAAGUGAAAAAGAAACUGGUUUUAGUUCAUGUUUGGAUACAGUUAAAGAUGAGAAGACAUUUGAAGCUGUUAAUGGAAGCACACCAAUGAAACCUCCAUUGUUACAUAAUGGGGUAUCUCUUUUAACUCCUGAUUUACCAACUCCAAAGAGAUCAGUGGCUACUGAAGAUAACAAGGUUUGCCAGAAAGUGAUGUCAAGUAGUUUAUUUACAAAAAGGUCCCUGGAUUUCUCAAAUCCUGACAUUGAAGGUGUAGUUAUGGAGGAAAAAAGCAACUCUGUCAGUAUUCCUUCUGGAAAGGUUGAGGAAAAAAGUUGCUUAUCUGACCUUGUUGAGACCAUUUACAACAUAUUCAUGUCUGCAAACUCAUCUUCAGUUACUAAAAGUGAACUUGUCCACAAAAUCUUGAUCAAUAACUUUGACAUCAUAGAAAACGGAGAGAUUGAAGAUCAGAUAGAUGAUGUUGUAAAGAAAGUACCAGAUUGGAUUAGUAAGAAGGUGGCUCCUAGUGGGGAUCUUUUGUACAAUAUCAACAAAGGGUUGGAUUUGAAGACUGUUACUGAAAAGCUUAUUAUGUAACCACAAAAUUAAGAACUCGUGGUGAGAGUGUGAGAUAAUGAUGAGGAAAUUUGGUAGUUUCUAGUGUCCGGAUGUAUUGAGACUUGUUAUUGAUGGAU
This is a messenger RNA of Lactuca virosa, 2281 nucleotides long. The record is from the annotation of a GenBank genome assembly. Lineage: Eukaryota; Viridiplantae; Streptophyta; Magnoliopsida; Asterales; Asteraceae.